AUGGCCACCUCGAUUCUCUACACUCAACAUCAGAUAAAUCGAAGUAAAGAAGCGACUGCAGCGAGGUCAAUGUGUCGAGGAGUGCGCGUCGAGGAUGAAUUCACCUGGUUGUGCGGUUUUUGGAUGCGAAAUCGAUCGAUCGUGAUCACGUUGGCCUCGUUGCAAUUUGUGGUUGCUUGUUUUGCUUUCUCGCAACACAUUUAUUCUGUAGCUAGUUUUAGAAAAAUUUUCGCUUGUAAUUUCAAUCAAACAAUAAUGGCAAACGCAUCAUUUCUCAGCUAUGAUAUCAUCAUUUUCGAUUUUGGUCUUUUCCACGAGUUGAUCCAAGUUCAAGAAUGUAUUGCAAAUUAUCUUGAUGGUGGAUACAUGCGGUGUUUAUGGUGUCUCGGACAAGCCGCCGCUCUCCUUCUUGCUCUUCUUGUUUGCCUAUGUGUUCGAAACGCUCAUCCGCUUUCCCUGUGGCCAUUGUUGAUCAUGCAGAACGCGUACUGUUUCGGUUUAGUGAUUUUAACGAUUGCAACAGCCGACAAGCUGCUUGUCUCGAUUUUGCAUCCGAUAAAUCCCCGUCUGAAUCUUUUAAUUCUCUACUAUGGAACGGGCACCGGUUUAAAUCAUCUUUUUUGCUAUAUUCUUUGGCAUUACUAUUGGUUUGAGGAGUAUCAAUUCACUGCUCGAACUGGAAAACAUGUGAUCCCGUUUUGGGUU
This is a messenger RNA of Mesorhabditis belari, 705 nucleotides long. The record is from the annotation of a GenBank genome assembly. Lineage: Eukaryota; Metazoa; Nematoda; Chromadorea; Rhabditida; Rhabditidae.